CAAAAUUCUCUUCUCAAUAGCGAUGGCCCCUGAUCUAUUACAAAAAACAAACUUCCAUCUCUAAGCAACUGAUCUCUUAGCAACAAGAAGCACCUGCAUAAAAGAUGCCACAGAGAGUGAGCACCAGAAAACCUAUCCAGAUCUUUAAACGGAGCACAUCAGUAGCAAAGCUAGCACUCUUCACGGGCAAAAAUCAAGAAGUAACGAGAGGACACAGGCAAAGCAGAAUCUCUGGGAAAAGAUGGUGCUGGAAACUCUGAAUCCAAUGCACUACAACCUCAGCAGCCUCGUACCCGAUACUGUGCCCGUGGCCACCGUGCCCAUCCUCAUUCUCAUGUUCUUUCUCUUUCUGAUAUGGAAUCAUGAAGAAACUUCAUCAAUACCAGGGCCGGGAUACUGCAUGGGAAUCGGUCCCCUCAUUUCACACGGGAGAUUUCUCUGGAUGGGAGUAGGUAAUGCCUGCAACUACUACAAUAAGACAUAUGGAGAAUUUGUGAGAGUUUGGAUCAGCGGUGAAGAAACAUUUAUAAUUAGCAAAUCCUCAAGUGUGUUCCAUGUAAUGAAACACUGGCAUUACGUUUCUCGAUUUGGGAGCAAGCUUGGAUUACAGUGCAUUGGCAUGUAUGAAAAUGGCAUCAUAUUUAAUAACAACCCAGCACACUGGAAAGAAAUUCGACCCUUUUUCACCAAAGCUCUGUCUGGCCCCGGGCUGGUGCGUAUGAUUGCAAUUUGUGUUGAAUCGACAAUUGAUCACCUGGACAGACUAGAGGAAGUAACCACUGAAGUCGGAAACAUCAAUGUGUUGAAUCUUAUGAGACGGAUCAUGCUUGACACAUCCAACAAGCUUUUUCUUGGGAUCCCUUUGGAUGAACAUGCCAUUGUACUUAAGAUUCAAAACUACUUUGAUGCUUGGCAAGCGCUUUUAUUAAAGCCUGACAUCUUUUUCAAGAUUUCUUGGCUGUGCAAGAAAUAUGAAGAGGCAGCCAAGGAUCUGAAAGGAGCAAUGGAAAUCUUAAUAGAACAGAAACGACAAAAGCUUUCCACUGUUGAAAAGCUGGAUGAACAUAUGGAUUUUGCAUCCCAGUUGAUUUUUGCACAGAACAGAGGGGAUCUGACCGCGGAGAACGUGAACCAGUGUGUGCUGGAGAUGAUGAUUGCUGCUCCCGACACUCUGUCGGUGACACUCUUCUUCAUGCUAAUCCUGAUUGCGGAGCACCCCACAGUGGAAGAGGAGAUGAUGAGAGAAAUUGAGACUGUUAUGGGUGACAGAGAUAUACAGAGUGAUGACAUGCCCAAUUUAAGAAUCGUGGAGAAUUUCAUUUAUGAGAGCAUGAGGUACCAGCCAGUGGUGGACUUAAUCAUGCGAAAAGCUUUACAAGAUGAUGUAAUUGAUGGCUAUCCUGUGAAAAAGGGGACAAACAUUAUUCUCAAUAUUGGACGUAUGCAUAAGCUUGAGUUCUUCCCAAAGCCGAAUGAGUUUUCUCUAGAAAAUUUUGAGAAAAAUGUUCCUUCACGCUACUUCCAACCAUUUGGAUUUGGUCCUCGGGGCUGUGUAGGAAAGUUUAUCGCCAUGGUAAUGAUGAAAGCAAUUCUGGUGACUCUCCUGAGACGGUGCAGAGUACAGACAAUGAAAGGAAGAGGCCUUCACAACAUCCAGAAAAACAAUGACUUAUCCAUGCACCCGAUAGAACAGCAGCCUCUGCUGGAAAUGGUUUUCACACCAAGAAGAAACACAAAGAAGAAUCAGGAUGACUAAACUGGAUCAGCACUGAAGUUACAGUGCUUUCCCAGCCACAGCCACUAAGAAACACCUAAUUGGAAUACCUAACGUAACAUCUAUUUCUACAUUCUCUGUGCCCUUUAAACUAAGAAACUGUUUGAGCUGUAGGUAGAGAAAACAAAAAAGCCACCACAAGAAAAACAAAGAAAGAAAACCACAAACAGGUCACAUCCCACCAUUCUUACUCAUUCUGUAUCAUAAAACACCAAAAGGGGAAAAAGGGUACUUCAGUGGUCACACAUUUCCGUUUGUAUGAGAACUUUAAAAAGAAAUCCACUGAAGAGUCUUUCUUCUUGGGAACAGACUGCUAUUUUAUACACAGUAUGCACAUCUUGGUUUAUUUCACACACAAAACCUUUUUAUAGCCGUAAUUUAUUCUCUGCUUUUCCAUCUCAUAAUUAUAGGUCUCUCCCUGAGUAAAAUUUUUCACGAGGUUGGACUUAAUAAAUUACUUUUAUCAUUCUAAUUUUGAAAUAAUUAUAUGAAAUCAUGUAGAUAUAUGGAGAAUGCAUGCUGCUCUGAUUUAUUUAAUGUAUUAUAUCUUACUGAAUUUGUAGGCUGGAAUUUCAGAAACAGUAUUACCAUAAUUAUUCUAUGGAAGAAAUAAAAGUCUCAUUUUUUACUUUUUGGAAGCAAGCCUGCAGAAUUAUUUCCCAUUGUAUUUUAAGUAUAUUCUUUCUGAUAAGCUUUGCACAUAGUGUUUGUGGUCCUCAAAUUUCUACAGUACUUAGUUUUGUCCACAUUUGGAAAAUAGCUCAAUUAAUUAAUUCGAGCUGUUAACUAGUCUGAGCCCUGUUCUCCAUAUCUUUAUUAUUGCUGUAAUGCAGUGGUCUAUUUGCAUGAAUAUUUGCACAAUAAGGUCUAUCUCCCCUCCUCAUACACUUGCACAUUUGAGACCUGCAGUUGGUGAAGCAAUGUUUCAGAGCUUGCCAUGUAGAUAUAAACAGUUUACAUCUUUUCAAUGUAUGUAUGCCAUAGUACAAAACAGAGCUCCCCUUUUAAAUGUUGUUAUAUUACCAGGUACUGUAAAAAUUUAAGUGAUUUUUAAAGCCACGUCGAGUGACUACAUCAAGUGACUAUUCCAUUAAUGUUCAAUACAUCAAGAUAGACCAAAAUUGAAGACUGUGUUUUAUACAUCACUGUGAUUAUGGGCUGCUCACAGCACAUAGAUGUGGAUGUUAGAAAACAAAGUAAUCAUCAAAUAAAAGUUGUAUGCACAAAAACAA
Molecule: messenger RNA, 3006 nt
Organism: Columba livia (rock pigeon)
Lineage: Eukaryota; Metazoa; Chordata; Aves; Columbiformes; Columbidae
Product: aromatase
Exons: 10
Coding region: 242-1756 (504 amino acids)
Biological process (GO): response to estradiol; female gonad development
Cellular component (GO): endoplasmic reticulum
Molecular function (GO): aromatase activity; heme binding; iron ion binding
Source: RefSeq, a predicted model, not a curated record